Parasteatoda tepidariorum (common house spider) is the source of this 1047-nucleotide messenger RNA. Its product is annotated as putative bifunctional dTTP/UTP pyrophosphatase/methyltransferase protein. The record is from RefSeq and is a predicted model, not a curated record. Gene Ontology annotation, molecular function: nucleoside triphosphate diphosphatase activity. Lineage: Eukaryota; Metazoa; Arthropoda; Arachnida; Araneae; Theridiidae.
CAUUUCCUAUAAACUGUAGUUUCAUUUCAUUGAUUCAAAUGGAAACAAAUAAACGUUUAGUAAUUUCGCGCCAGCUUUGCUUUCAGUAAAAUAUCGUAAUUUAUCGUUUCUUGCUUUUGACGUUGUUAAAAUCAUAAUCAUAAGCUUGUUUACAGACUUACUCUUAUAUCUUAAUUUCAUAUUAAUUUUAAAAGUAAGUAGAAUUCGAUUCUAAAAUUUCUCCAAAAUAUUAAACUAAACGCUUCUUUGAAUCACCCAAUUGCCUUAGAAAUCAUAAUUUUGUUUUAUGAACUCAAAUUUGAUGUGUUGUUAUUUUCAAGACUAAUGAAAAGAAAUGAUACAGCAAUAUUUAAGUCGCUUGGCUCAGCGUCAAAUAGUUUUAGCAAGUGGCUCACCUAGAAGAAAGAAGAUUCUGAGCAAUGUUGGGCUAAUUGUAAAAGCUGUGCCUUCGUCAUUUGAAGAAAACUUGGAACUAAGUGAUUUCUCAUCAGUCCAUGAAUUUGCAGUUGAAACAGCUAGAUGCAAAGCUUUAGAAGUCUGGAAUCGGCUUAAAAUUAGUAAGGUUAAACCUGACCUUAUCAUUAGUGCUGAUACUGUUGUAUAUUUUGCUGGUGAAGUUUUUCCUAAACCCAGAUUUAAGGAAAAAGCUGUUGGUAUAUUAGAAAAGCUCAGUGGACAAACUCACAAGGUUGUUACUGGCGUUGCUCUUGUUAUUGUUGAUUACUCUAAAGAGGAAAUAGAAUUUGAAGUUAAGACAUUUUAUGAAGAAACUGAAGUUGAAUUCUGUGAAUUGAGUCCUGAAAUGAUCAGAACUUAUGUUGAGACUAAUGAACCUCUAGAUAAAGCAGGUGGAUAUGCAAUUCAAGGUGUUGGAGGAACAUUUGUUCAGAGUAUUCAUGGAGAUUACUUUAAUGUAGUCGGAUUUCCAUUACAUAAAUUCUGUUGUGAAAUUUAUAAGUUAUGUUCUGAAAAUUUAUUGUAAAUCCCACUCAUAAAGCAAUUGAAAGAAUUUAUUUUUAGAUAAAUAAAAUUUGUACAGCCCUAUUA